Messenger RNA from Adelges cooleyi (spruce gall adelgid), 5190 nucleotides. Its product is annotated as cyclin-T1-like. NCBI's taxonomy places the organism in Eukaryota, Metazoa, Arthropoda, Insecta, Hemiptera, Adelgidae. The transcript is spliced from 4 exons. The record is from RefSeq and is a predicted model, not a curated record. Bases 1519 to 3783 code for a protein of 754 amino acids. Gene Ontology annotation, biological process: positive regulation of DNA-templated transcription, elongation; regulation of transcription by RNA polymerase II. Gene Ontology annotation, molecular function: cyclin-dependent protein serine/threonine kinase activator activity. Gene Ontology annotation, cellular component: cyclin/CDK positive transcription elongation factor complex; nucleus.
UAACACCGACAGAGAUAACGUGUUAUCACCGUAAAAUGAUAAACGGACCGUGUCAUCGGCCGUCGCGUUGUAGCGCGUCCAAAAUCAUUCGGUAUUCGGUUCGAAAUUGGGAAAUGCCGAUCAAAGGGGCUGCUAUGCCGCCCAUGUUGAAAAUUCUACGUGGGAUCGCCCUCGGUCAAGCCUCUACUUUGGAAAGCCUCUACUUUGGCAUUCUGAAAAUCAGCUCGUUUCACAUAUAAAAAAAAAAACAAAAGUUAUCGUCUUCAACAAGGAUUUUAUCGAGUUAUAUUUUUAUUAACAUUUUUAAUUUAAAUUUAAAUUAAAUAUUUUACUCUCUGAAUCUAGUGCAAACUGUUCAAUUAAAUUUUAAAUUAAAAAAAAAGAAACUAACACGAAUGCCGGAAGCUAAAGAAAAAAUAAACUCAAGAACUUAAUAGUGUUACAUAAAAAUAAUUUUAUCUAUUAUUUUUCAGUUUUUUUAAGAGUUUCCUUAAUAUAAAUCACUCGAUUGAUAUUAUUACCUUGUAAUUUCUAGUUUACCAAACGAAACAAAAAUUUCAUAUUCGUUAACUAGUAACUUCAUAUUAUUUUAUUUAAUUUGAACAGAAAUCGUAACUCGUCCAGUCUUAAGAACUAACGACGUCGCUGACGACAGAUCAGAAAAAUCGGAAAAAUCUUCAUUCAACAAAACAACUUAAUAAUCAAACUUUUGUAAUUUUUUUUUUGACAAAUAUUUAAUUAAAUAUGAGAUUUAAUUGGCGUUUUUUUUUACGAACUUAUCUGUUAUUAUUGUGUACAGUUGGUAUGAUUCAUGAAUUUAUUUAUUUGAUCAGCAGAGCCUAUUAUUACAUUAAUAUUAUCCGUGAAUUGUUUAAUUAUAGAAUGAUAAUUGUUGAGUUUAAAUUUUAUUAAUAGCUUUUUGUUUUGUGUAUUAAUUAUUAACGCUAAAAUUUGGCUUCAGUAUAGUUGAUAAUAUUUGUAUACAACAAGUAUUGUAUCGUUGUUUUUAUUAUAAAAUUUAAAAGAUAAAUUUUAAUCAUAAGUAGUCCAGUUACAGACAAAUGUGUAAAUUUGUUUUCCUCCAUCAGAUAAUUUGAGGAUUUUAAUGGCGGUGUUAUUGAUAUAAGUCAACCACAUAAUUAAAAUUGUUCUCGGAUACCUGUCGACUGUUGAUUUACUUUUAUAUAGUAAAUUUGGAAUUGAUUGAGAUGAAAGUUUGGGAAACCCCCCUCUUCGGGUUUUCCUUAAAAAAAAUUGUUUAAUACAGAUCAGUAUCACGUCGCCGGCAAUACCGUCAAGUAGGAAAAAUACCAAAUAGGAGAGUAAGGAAAUAGCACAAACACGUGUUUGUAUCUCGUGCGUUACAGUCACAGUUUUCUGGACACUAUCCAUUCGCAUAAUGGAUCAGCAGCAGCAUACAGAUAAGCAAAACGACAUCGGAUACGGUUUAAAACUGAGAUGCCAAACCGCAACAGCCAUGGACAUUAACCAUACGAUAAAAAUGUAUAGACCACCGCCAUGCAUGAAGAUCGAUGGUUAUUCACGAAAGAAGAACUAGAGAAUACACCUAGUAGAAGGUAUGGUCUCGACCUACAGAAGGAGAUGUUGUACCGACAGAUGGCGGCCAACCUUAUUCAAGACAUUGGUCAAAGACUGCAGACUACCCAGUUGUGCAUCAACACGGCCAUCGUGUACAUGCAUCGUUUUUAUAUGUUUCAUCCGUUCGCGAUCUUUCAUCGCAACCCCACGGCCGUGGCGUGUCUUUUUCUGUCGGCUAAGAACGAAGAACAACCUCGCAAACUGGAACACGUCAUCAAAAUGUCACUCAUCAUCAUACAAAAGCAACAAGGACAAAACACCAACGCCGGCAUAGACACCAAGUCAGAGUACUUUGCCAGUCACGUAAGCGAUCUGUUGUACAACGAAGAGCUACUGUUGAAAACACUUGGUUUCGAGAUUGCCGUCGAUCAUCCGCACACCUACAUCGUCCGGUGUUGUCAUAUGGUCAAAGCCAGCAGAGACCUCGCGCACACCGCCUAUUUCAUGGCGUCCAACAGUUUGCACCUGACCACCAUGUGUGUUCAAUACAGACCCACGUUAGUGGCGUGCUUUUGUAUACACAUGGCGUGCAAAUGGUCCAUGUGGGAGCUGCAAGACAGUACGGAGGGCAAACCGUGGUAUUGGUACGUCGACCAAAACGUUACCGCCGAACUACUAGAGCAGAUGACUAAAGACUAUUUCGCCGUGUUCAGCAGCUGUUCUCCCAGGCUGAAGAAACGGCUAAACGCUUCCAACGCAACGGAUUCAAACGGAAUGUUGGUCGGCGACAACGACAGCCCGCUGGGAGGGCCCGCGUCGAUCAUACCUCAUCCUACCGUAGAGUUCCGACCUCCGACCAGAACGAAUAACGUACCGACAGAUCUAAGAUUUGCUGGGACGUCGUUCGGCACGGCUCCUGGAGUAUUGUAUCCGGACGGUCGUAUCGAAAAAAGACUGGCGGUUCCACACAUUACUUCCGGCACAAAUCCAACUCCGUCAUUACCCGUUACUGGAACGUCGACGGCUCUAAACAGUUCACUCAAUAAAGCCAAGCUUCCUAGCACUGUUGUCGCUAAUACGGAAGCGGCAGGCCAAACUAUACCCGCACAGGACACGUAUCCCGCAAGCCGGCCCAGCUAUUCCCAAGUGACAUCAAUGUAUCCCGUGCACCGCGAAAGUUAUUCCCAAGCGAUACCGACGCAUUCUACGGGUCAGUCACGUGGCCAAUCUAAUGCCACAUUGACGUAUCCCGGGAACCCUGGAAGCUAUUCUCGAGGGAUACCGUCGUAUGUCACGGGCCAGUCCCACGUACAGUCCGAAGCGACAUCGGUAUAUCCCGCAAACCGUGGAAGCUAUUCCCAACCGAUGUAUUCCACGAGUCAGACCCACCACCAGUCUGAAGCUACAUUGACGUAUUCCGGAAGGCGGGACAACUAUCUCGAAGUGACAUCGUCGUAUUCCGAUGCGAUAACGAAUUUAAUAAUCGAAAUGACCGAUCAAAACAAUUUGGGAAAUUUAGCAGGUGUAAACGAACCUCCCGAACUGGAGUCACAGCUAAAAGCCGAAGAAUCUUCGAUUAUUCUCCCGAUUCUUCAGGAUCAACCUCACGGUGUGAACUCUCGUGGUGAUGAGCCUCACCAUGACAAUCCCUGCAGCAAUGAACCUCACCAUGAAGAACUUCGUGAUGUUGAACCUCGGGAUCCUAAACUCAAACAUCAACCGCAAAUGUCUGUAACCGCACUAGAUACUAUCGUUAUAUCGUCAGACGAAUCGUCACCAGUACCGGCCGACACUGUUCCUGUACCUGACCGGGCAGUCGCCGACGAAACGGACGCUGAAGCAAAAUCGCGAAAAAACAAGAAAAAGAAAAAGAAAAGUAGAGAAGAAAAACUGGAGAAAAAAAAUCGUAAAAAUAAUAGAAAACGCAAAAACGGAGAUCAUCACGAAAACGAAGAUAGUAAUAAAACUGCUGAAAACGUGCAAAGUGUACCCGAACCGAUUAUAAUAACAAUUCCCAUAGAAAAGAUCAAAGUUAUGCCACCAGUUUUAGAUCUGACGUCGCGCCGUGGAAUCAAGUUGAAAAUAGCGAAAGGAAGAAUCGAAGAAGAUGAUGCAUAUUCUAUUAAUAGCUUACAGUUAGAUUUGGGUGAAGACGAUUACGAUACGAAGAAAAAACGCAAUUCCAAUAAAACCAGCCGCAAGAAAAACAGAAAUAAGCGAAAACAUAGCGAUUCCGAUUCUUAAGUGCAUCUUCUACUGUACAAUAUUAUACGUGUAAGUCAUCGUUUUCUGAUAACCGUUUCCCAACCGCAGUGGACAUUUUGUGUGUAGACGAUAUUUAUAAACUAUCAAUAAUUUUAUUUAAAAAAGCAAACAUAAUACUGUAUUCAGUAAGAGGUUCUCAAAUUAAGCGUAUAUAUUUAUAAGCCGUUUGUUGAAUUUGUAGUUUUUUACAUUUUUAAAAUAAAAACAAAAAACAAAUAACGUAAGAAUUUAGUCAUUUCUAAAGAAAUAGAACAAAAUAGUACAAAUAACGAUGAUAGCAUUUUGUGAAAGCCUAUCGUAGACGUUCACUGAUGAUUUUGGUUGUAUUUAAAGUAUCAAUCUACGUAAUUAAUCAAAUAACUAAGAUUUAUGAAUACCUAAAUAUAAUUUUGUUAACAGAUACUAUAUUAUAUUUUCCCCGAUACGUCUUACUGUAAGGUUUUUAAUUUCCCAUCUUCGCUACAAUAUAUAUAUAUAUAUAUAUUUAUAAUUAGUAUUUUAUAUUUAUAUUUUAAUUUAUAAUUCUUUACACGUGAUAAGUAAAACAUAUUAGUUUGUUUAUUAACAAGUAGACUUUUUAGUGAAUGCCUGAGUACUUAACCAUUAACUUAUAAUAUUAUUUAUUGUUUAGUGAUGUAUAAUACCUACCUAAUUGAUUUUGUGAUAACUGGCUAAUAUUAUUAUAAUUAUCUGUACCGUAAAUGACUAUUGUAAAUAGUAAAUUAUAGUUGACUGAGUGAAAAAUUAUAUUUUCACAAUUGGUAUAAGCCUACUUUAUGUUAUUAAGUACUUGAUGUAAUUCACAAAGCUCAUAAAAUCUAUACAUUUGCUAUUUUUCUGUACCUAUUUGCAUGUAUGUAUCUUUUUUUAUUUGUAUUGUCUUAGAUAAUUGAUAAAACUCGUAAAUGUUUUAAUAUUUGAUUAAGUAUAAUUAAUUUUGUAACUUUACAAGCGAAAUAUAUGUAAUACAUUUUAUAUAAAAAAUAAAUGUAAGCGAAAUAUAUGAUUAUAAAAUAUAAUCCCUUGAAUAUUUUUAAACGACCUAACUUAUAGACUAGCAGAUAGGUGUAUUGGUUAAGUUAGUCUAAAUGUUUUAAGAUUGUGAUUCGACCAGAUGCCCCCAGUAUUGGCAUAAACUUGUCAGAAAUUUACAUUUUCCAAUAAUUUUUAACUUAUUUUAGUUACCAUUUGUACUGUAAAAUAAUACGAUAACGUACAAAUAAUUAAUUAAUUUAAGUACUCUUAAAAAUGAAUUACUUUAACUAGAUUAGUGGUCCGAGUAACCAUAAAAAUUAGUUUGUCUCGUGUUUUUGAAAAACCAUAAUCUUUGUAAAAAAAAAAUUUUCUUUUUAAUAAAAACUAUUUAAUUACCUACUAUUUUUUAAC